Molecule: messenger RNA, 6393 nt
Organism: Lymnaea stagnalis (great pond snail)
Lineage: Eukaryota; Metazoa; Mollusca; Gastropoda; Lymnaeidae
Source: the annotation of a GenBank genome assembly
GUUCAGGCCUGUCAGCCGGCAUUGUUUGGCUAUUGCUUGUUUAGAAAAGGUCUUAAACCAUGAAUCUAAGGUUCAAUAUAACCAACUUGCAUAAAUUAUUCUAUCUUUUGAUAAUGUUUGAUUAUUGUGCUGAAGUUGACAUAUUUCUUGGACAGAUAAAAAAAUGUUAAAAACCUGUUUUUGAUGCGUAGUAUUUUUUAUGUUUUUCGUGAGAGUAUCGAAAAAAGAAAAAAAAAGGGAGCACCGGAAUCAGUGGCGUAGCCAUUGGGGAGCAAAGGACGGCGUCCGAGCCUGACAGCACAUUUGUUUGUUUUUUUUAUAGUGAGGUCACAUUUUCAGCCAAUUGCAGAUUUGUUAUCACGUAAAAUAUCCUGGCUACGCCACUGACAACAUUCCAAAUUUGAACGGGAUGAAAGACAUGUUGAGGAGCUAAUGGUUUAACUUCUCAGAGGCAGCUUGAGGGUUGCCAUAAAAUGGUGGCUUUUGUUUCCCGUGUAAUGCCUGUAACACAUAUAACUUUACGCUUGACUAACAAAAUUACGAAAAAUGUAGAGUUGUACACACAUCAAAGACAGGAACAGACACGUUUCCCAGGCGCCGGCAGCUUCAGGUGUUCAUACGAGAUACAAGUUCAACAUUUACUGUCACAAGGAAAGUCAGGUUCUUUUGGAAACCCAAGCAGCGGUCUAUUCUAGGUGGACGGGAGUGCUGGGAUGAAUUAUCUUGCAGGUUACCAAACUUAUGACCACGGUGAUUGACAUGGCGUCAAACUAACCCCAGUGCAUUUUUCAGAAGAACUAUUGCCCCUGAAACUUUUUUUAGAAUGACAAUCAACACAUCACAGUGACAUCGGACGUUGUUUACAUCUGUCAUUUUUUUUAUGUUGGAUGCUCACGUGGUAGUUCUUAUCUAUCUGCACGCAUCGUUUAGAGACAAUAAUUGUUCAUUAAAUUACUUUCUUUUCUUUUUUUUCACUUUUCAUCGUUUUUUUUUUUUCUUUUCUUUUAUUUAAUGGCUUGAGCCUAACACAAUUUAAUGUAGAUGAAAUGAAAAACUAUCGACAUUUUCUAUAAAGCACUUUUUAAAUAAAAGACAUGUUCUCUUUAUUCGUUAAAGACAAUAAUUGUUCAUUAAAUUACUUUCUUUUCUUUUUUUUCACUUUUCAUCGUUUUUUUUUUUUCUUUGCUUUGAUUUAAUGGCUGGAGCCUAACACAAUUUAAUGUAGAUGAAAUGAAAAACUAUCGACAUUUUCUAUAAAGCACUUUUUAAAUAAAAGACAUGUUCUCUUUAUUCGUUAAAUUAAUGAACCACUCCCCCCCCCUCCCAUCUAUGUGUUAACGCAUGUGUUACUUUCGAGUUCUGUUCUAUUAUUGGCACAUUACCAUUUGUCACGUUCAUUUCACUUCAGAAGUUUCAUUUUGAAUAUUUCGGUUCAAAAUGUAAAAUUCUGUUCCGAUAGUUUUGAUAUGAACGUUUGAAAAUUGCAAAAUAAAUUUAACAAGAAACGAUGGACACGCAAUAGUCUGCUGCAAGUUAAUUAUGUGUGAGACCACUUCCACAUACACACAUCUCUAUCGCAAAUAGGAUAAGUUAUAUUCGGACAGAUUCCCCUUAAUUAUGUAUUCCUAAAUAUUGGAUUUCCCACCGAAUCGCGUAUUUGAUCUUUAUCAAUCAAUAACUUUGGUCUAGAAAUCAACUUUAAAAAGUGCAAAGUAUGAGAAAGACAUACCAAGUUCAGCACAGAGAUACCACUAAGAUUUCCUACUUAAGUAUUUAAAAAACAAACUAACCGCUGAUUGUUUGAAACUAUAAACCACCGUCGUUAAAAAGAUGUUAUUAUUGAAUUCUUAAAAACUACCCUAAGAAGAAAUUUAUUUGUCCAAGAAAAUGAAAUUUCUUUUGCUAUCCACGAUUGUGUGUGCAUCACUGGUCGUCUCCCAGCAGGGGCCUGGCGUGUGUCUACCUAGCAGGCUUCAGUGCAUGUUUACGGAUCUCCUAACAAGUGUAAGUGAAAUUUAUUUCUACCUAAUUAGUCUUAACAAAUUUAGCACAAAUUUCUGACAAGAUUUAAUAAUCAAAUUAAUCAAAUUUCUUUGUUCGUUAUUUUCCUCUGCUCGUUAGUUUUAGGGUUAGGGUAAGGCUUAGGAAAAGGGCUAGGGUUAGGAUUAGGGUUAGGGUUAUGAUUAGGAUUAGGGUUAGGGUUAGGGUAUAAGGCUAGGGUUACGGUUAGGGUUAGGUUUGGGGUUAGGAUUAGGUUUAGGAUUAGGAUUAGGGUUAGGGUUAAGGUUAGAUUUAGGGUUAGGUUAAAGGUUAGGGUUGGGGUUAGGUUUAGGGUUGGGGUUAGGUUAGUGUUAGGGUUAGGGUUAGGUUUAGGUUGAGGAUGAGUGUUAGGGUUGGUUUAGGGUAGGGUUAGUGUUAGGGUUAGGGUUAUGGUAAGGUUAGGGUUAGGGUUAGGUAUGAGUAAAUUAUGUAAAAUUUGAAGCAAUUCCUUUCUUGUUUUGCUGAAUAAGACCUGUAUUCCCAAAACGUCACGAUUUUUUUCUAUUCAAUAAUGAAAGCCUAACGCUACUGCCGAGUUAGUCUAACGCCAAUUAUUUGUAUCUAUAAUCGGUGGUUACAUGGAGAACUGCGUUCAAGGUACAGCUCAAAUAUUUCCGACAUUGUCAUCACCCUCUUUUCAAACCCUCUUAAACAACCUCCUCAGACACAUGCAUCAAACUUUCUCUAAACACUCUCCUCACCAUCUCUCUAAACACUCUCCUCACCAUCUCUCUAAACACUCUCCUCACCAUCUCUCUAAACAAUCUCUUAAAGAACCUCCCAUGUAUUUCUAAACACUCUCCUAAUAACCCUCCCCACCUUUCUCUAAACACUCGCCACAACUUUCUUUAAACACUCGCCACAACUUUCUCUAAACACUUUCCUCAACACCCUCCCCAACUUUCUCUAAACACUCUUCUAAACACUAUCGACUUUCUCUAAACUCUCUCCUCAACACUCUCCUCAACACUCUCCUCAACACUCUCCUCAACUUUCUCAAAACACUCUCCAAAACACCCACUUCAACUCGAACUUCAUCAGUCUCCUUUGAGAACCUCUGAGACGGCCCUCUUCAGUUAAGUUCAAAAUUAAAACAACAAAAAGCAAUAUGUCAUCCAGAGUACCAUACAAUGAUCAAGGGUGGUCUACCCACACCAAGGGUGUUCAUCCAUAAAGUUUGCUGUAACAAGAGCAGACCACAAUGUGAUUAGCAAACUAACGUUGACGUAUCUUAAAAUAUCUUAGGGUGCACGCUACCUCAACGAUAAUGGUACUGAGAUAAUGCUAUUACAAGUAGUGUGUGAUGGAGGGAUAGAAAAGUAUCAUUACGCCCAAGAUAUUUUAGGAAAUCCUUAGAGCUAUUUUCGUACGACAUUGAACAUUUAAAAAACAAAAAAGCUAUGGCUUCCCACCAUCGUCGAGAAUCACGUUAAAGUCUCCUCCAUCGGGAACAAAUGAGAACCUAAGAAAAAAGUUAUGAUUAUAACUAACAAUUUUUAAUGAUUUAAAAACUUUUUUUUUGUGAAUGGACUAAGUAAGAACAAUUUUUUUUGAAUGGACUAAGUAAGAACAAUUUUUUUUUAGAAGAUGUUAAAAAGUUGGGAGGUAAUACAAAGGGAAACAACAUCUGUAAGACUCUGUUCUUUUACCAUUCUUUUGGAGAGGAGUUGAUUCUGUUGUAGAAUGACGUCACGUGGUUUAAUAUUACUUCUGGAACUAAGCAUUCCAUUUUUUUUUUUAAACUGAUCACGUCUUAUGGAAUGCUCGGCCGAAUUCUCAACAAAAGUUGGCGCAUUUCAGAUCAUUUUUGUGUAUUCGUUAACAAAAGGUAUCGGAAGACACUCUUUACCCAGAACUUCAGUAUCGAGCCCCGGCCACGUGGUUGUUGAAUAUUUUAAUCGGUUACCAAAAAGGAUUGCGUUGUACUUGCAAAGAAAAUAUUGAGGCAAAAUUAUUGAAACUCACUCUAGCAAAAACUAAAACUGUUCAUACCGCUUGAUCUGUGGCGGUCCAUUUGAUCAGCCCGAUAAAACUGGUUAACGGCACGUAUGGUGACGUCAGAAUGAAACUCGUUAAAGGCCCGUAUGACAACCUCAAUAUAUAACGAACUAAGACAACUGAUGUCAAUGAGUAUUUUAACACUUAACGGUUAGAAAAUAUUAAUUUCAGUGGUUUUACGCACACAAAUAGACAAUAGAUUAUUUAUUUCGGUUCGAUAUCUAAUUUUGUACAAACACAACAGGCGAUCUAUAUCUGCACAGACAGAAAUAACCCACUGAUAAGUAUCUUAGUAAGUGCAACACAAUGUUACCAGAUUUAUCUCUAUUCAGGAAUAUGGCAUCAUUGCAUUGGACUUUGUCGAUAACUUGGUGGCACAGGUGACCUACCCUACCAAUGGGAGGACAGUUUUCAACCUGACAGAGGUAAGACAUGUUACACAAUUAUCAAGACCUAACACUUGGUACACGAUCAAGGACAAUGCAGUCAACACUUGCUCAUUAAUAGACCUUAUAGACCUUUUAAUACAUAGCAUUUCUUUCAGGUUGAAGUUUAAGUUGAUGUUUUUAUUUGCCCCAUUUUGUACUUUGCUUCAUGGUUACACCAUUCUAAGAUUAGUAAGUUUGUGCUGCUUAGGUAACAAUGGUUAUACAUUUUGUUUAAAGUUCCAAAUAAAUAUGCUCUUGUGAAUAUUGGACGAGAUAGAGUGAAUUUCGAUUUCAUUGUUCUAAAAAAAAAAAUUUAAAAUCUCGCACAUGGCAAUAAAUCUCUUCGUUGAAUGACAUUAUAUCAAUACAAAUGGGGAACUCGUUUUAAAUGGUGUUAGUCACAGUUUGACUAAACCUAGAAAACGGUUGUUGGGCAUGGUAUAAAACCUAUGUCGUUUGUAUUCUAACUAAGAGGAUGGCGUAUGAGAUCAACCAGACCACAGGUCAGUGUGCCAGGCACCCCAUGGCCAGCUACCAGGUGUAUGGACAGUGCCUACCUGGUAAGUCAUGCUGGUCUGCCAGUUACUCUUUUACUUUCUACUUUUGUUUUUUUGUCGGUGUACGAUAUAAAAACAAUUUCACCGAUCAGUGGUGAGUCUCUGCCGGUGUAGCAAUAGGAUGUAGCAAGGCCAACAGAUUUAGGCUUUAGCUAGUAGUCUUAGGUAUACCUUUUUUUUUCCCAUGAAAAGCAAUUUGUUUUUUUUUUCCAUAGUAAAAUGAUUGAGAAGCCAAUUUUUUUAGCCCAAAUAAAGUUAAAAUUUGAAACUUGGUUGCGUUUUUUAAAAUAUUGAGAACAGUUGCGUAUCAAAGAAUUAUAAAGCAAAAAAAAAGUGGUGGUGUUGGUGAUGUGAUAUUUGAAAUCAUCAAUGUAUCUUUUUAUUUGGACCAAACGUUUCUCAUUCUUCAGCCUCAGCCAGGCUGUACACCCCAAACAAUUCGUACGUCGGCCUGGGAAUCAACUCACUGGACAUGCAAGCCUGGCAGGUCGACCUGCCCGCUGGAGCCCUGGCCACUGUGGCAUUCAAUGUGGGCCAGCCAACAGUUCCCAUAGCGUCACAGUUGACUGGUGAGUUCUACAUGACCCAACUUUUGAUUCAUGAACGGUCUCUUAUUAAAAAGGUUUUUUUCUUUUUAUUCCUAUUUUCGAUUCCCAAAUAGGAAGCAGAGACGUGAUUUGACGACAAGCAUUGAGAUGCACUUGUGGGUUGUUGUUUUUUUUAUUAGAAUAUAUUUCAAUGAUAUUAGACGAUGGCUUGUGGUGGCAAAGUAGAAAGAUAUAUCAACAACAAAAAAAAAAGAUAUUUCUAAAGCACAUCUGCUCUGGUGAGCCAAGGGUUCCCUAAUCCGAAACAAUUCAUUCUCUGUACAAAUCUUACUUAGCUGUAAAUGAGAGCUGAUAAUUCAUUACUAAUCUAAUCCAACAUUUAACAGGUAAUUCCAAAACUGGUGUGGUCAGUUAACCAUUUAGAUCUACCGUCUCCUUAAAUGUGUUUUGAUAGAACUUCUCUUUCUAAAGAUGUAAAUCUACAUAAGCGUUUAAUCUUGUGUGGGUGUUGUUAAAACAAGGGGUGUACAAUUGCGUGAAUACAGACAUGUUUCUUGAUAUCAACAGGACUCGGGGAUGGCACCGGAAAAGAGAUCAAUUUUUUCUUCAACUGUGGCGCAUCUGCUGACCCAGUAUUGUUCUACCUGCCAUCCACGUGUAAUGCCCCUGAUGUCUUGAAGUGGACCAAAAUUAAGAACUCUGAUUAGAGAGCGCUAAAAAGUGUCAGCUUCUAAUAUAUGAUUCAAUGAUUACGAUAAAUGUAUGAUUCAAUGAUUACAAUAAAUAUAUGAUUCAAUGAUUACAAUAAAUAUAUGAUUCAAU